CCUCCUCCGGGGGAGGGAUCAGGGCACGGGUCGUAGACUACUUAUAGAGGUGUAGGUUCAUACACAGCCCACACUGAUCUCUCUGCAACACAUACAAACGCGCAAACUGCUCCCAAACUUGCAUGGUCAACGAGUGGUGAACAUGGAGUUUGACUUGACAUUCGAAAGCAUAUUUUUCGACAACAAUACUGACAACAGCUCAGAGGAGUCCGGAGACUUUCCAGACCUAACUUACCAAGAACCAUGUGGCAGAGCACUGAGCACCGAUUUCAGCAAAAUCUUCCUCCCUACAGUUUACGGAAUAAUAUUUCUCCUGGGGAUAGUUGGAAAUGGAUUGGUCAUUGUCGUCAUGGGGUACCAGAAGAAGGUCAAAACGAUGACGGACAAGUACCGGCUCCAUCUCUCUGUGGCUGACCUCUUGUUUGUUCUCACUCUACCCUUCUGGGCUGUGGAUGCAGUAAAAACCUGGUACUUUGGAAGCUUCCUUUGUGUGACAGUGCACAUGAUCCACACAGUCAACUUGUACAGCAGUGUAUUGAUCCUGGCUUUCAUCAGCUUGGACAGAUACCUGGCUGUUGUUCGGGCCACUAACAGCCAAGGCAUAAGAAAACUGCUUGCAAACAGAGUGAUCUAUGUGGGUGUGUGGCUGCCUGCUGCCAUUCUGACGGUACCUGACCUGGUGUUUGCACGGGUGCAAGAAGUUCAGUCCUCAAAUUUCCUCUUCUCCGAUGAUAGCCAGGAGACAGCAGAAAUCAAGACAAUCUGCCAGCGCAUCUACCCAGCAGAGAAUAAUGACAUAUGGAUGGCUUUUUUCCGGUUCCAGCAUAUCCUUGUGGGCUUCAUUCUGCCCGGCCUGAUCAUCCUCAUCUGCUACUGCAUCAUCAUUGCCAAACUAUCACAAGGUACCAAGGGCCAGGCACUGAAGAAGAAAGCUCUGAAGACCACAAUCAUCCUCAUCCUGUGUUUCUUCAGUUGCUGGCUGCCCUACUGCGUUGGCAUCUUUUUGGACACCCUCAUGAUGCUGAAUGUGGUCUCAUCUCCUUGUGAGCUGCAACAAGCAGUGGAGAGGUGGAUUUGUAUCACUGAGGCACUGGCCUAUUUUCACUGUUGCUUAAACCCCAUCCUCUACGCAUUCCUGGGAGUGAAGUUUAAGACAGCAGCCAGGAAUACACUGACAAGCAGCAGCAGAUCAAGCCUUGCUCUCAUGGCCAAAAAGCGAGGGCCCAUUUCUUCUGUGUCAACCGAGUCGGAGUCUUCAAGUGUUUUGUCAAGUUAACUUCAGAGUCAGCUUCAGAGACUGUGACUUUACACUCAGGUCCCAAGAAAACAAGCUAAGCUUUCAUUUCAAAGAACUUACUACAUUUUGUACACAUGUAAAUAAACAUUUUUUAUAUGUUUUUAUUUGUAUGUCUUUAAAGCUGUAUUUGUGGUUUUUGUGAAGAUUUUUGUAAGAUUUUUCUUCUUCAAAGAAUGUUGCGUCCUCAGGCAGUGCAUCACUUCCAUUCCUUAAACUUUUCAAUCAAGACCCUUACAGUCUGUGAUGUCACACCAAAGCUCAGCCAUGUUCUGUCCUUAAUUGUUUUCUGGACUGGUAGCUGCUUUUCUAAGCCCUGUACAUAGUUUGUAGCAUGUGUGUGUUCGCACUUAAGUUGUGUGAUUAACUGAAAGCUGUUAUUUAUUGUGUCAAUCCCACUGGACCUUUGUAAAAUAAGGAAACCGCAAGCUGCUUUGUUUUGUUUUUUUUUUAUGUAAAAUAAAAGUUUUGGAGAGCUUCUUA
This is a messenger RNA of Melanotaenia boesemani (Boeseman's rainbowfish), 1777 nucleotides long. It is a transcript of the gene cxcr4b, whose product is annotated as chemokine (C-X-C motif), receptor 4b. The transcript has 2 exons. NCBI's taxonomy places the organism in Eukaryota, Metazoa, Chordata, Actinopteri, Atheriniformes, Melanotaeniidae. Gene Ontology annotation, molecular function: chemokine receptor activity. Bases 143 to 1276 code for a protein of 377 amino acids. The record is from RefSeq and is a predicted model, not a curated record. Gene Ontology annotation, biological process: neurogenesis; brain development; chemotaxis. Gene Ontology annotation, cellular component: membrane.